AUGAAAUACAAGGAGAAGGUCUUGAGCACAUACCUGCCAUAUGUACUAGAAAUAUCAGACACCAUAGAAGAAGAAAACAGGGUGGUUAAGUUAUACUCCCUGGGAAAUUUCAAUGAAGAUUAUAAUGGUCCGUGGACAUCAAUCAAUGUGGACCAUCCAUCCACUUUUGACACAUUGGCAAUGGAGCCAAUGCUCAAGAAGGAACUCAUUGCUGACUUUGACAGAUUAGUCAAGAGAUGGGAGGGACAAGACAUUGAUUGUUCCAUUGAGUCCCAGAAUUUUGAAAAAAUGGAACAUACAACAAUAGUGAGCCAGAUAAUUCUAUCUGGGUUGCUUGAUUUCAUUGAUGGACUGUGGUCAAGCUUUGGUGAUGAGAGGAUAAUCAUGUUGACUACAAAUCACAAAGAAUGUUUAGACCCUGCAUGCAUUGUUGAGACUAACCUGCAUGGACAUGCAUUCAGAUCAUCAAAAGUUACUGAAAUGGAGAAACUGAUAAUGGAUGUGGAGGGGAACCCAGCAGAGAUUGCAGAAGAGCUCUUUUGA
Vitis vinifera (wine grape) is the source of this 543-nucleotide messenger RNA. Its product is annotated as AAA-ATPase At3g50940-like. The record is from RefSeq and is a predicted model, not a curated record. Bases 1 to 543 code for a protein of 180 amino acids. NCBI's taxonomy places the organism in Eukaryota, Viridiplantae, Streptophyta, Magnoliopsida, Vitales, Vitaceae. The transcript is spliced from 4 exons.